This is a messenger RNA of Clupea harengus (Atlantic herring), 1933 nucleotides long. RefSeq names its product creatine kinase U-type, mitochondrial. Lineage: Eukaryota; Metazoa; Chordata; Actinopteri; Clupeiformes; Clupeidae. Gene Ontology annotation, biological process: phosphocreatine biosynthetic process. The record is from RefSeq and is a predicted model, not a curated record. Gene Ontology annotation, cellular component: mitochondrion. Gene Ontology annotation, molecular function: creatine kinase activity.
GUCUGUCAGUUGGUGGUUCCCAACCAACAGUGCUGUUGCAGUUUAUGGUUUUACAGCUUUCAAUGCAGAAGUUUGAUAAUAACUACGAAGGCAAUGCCUUACAGGAGGAUAUCCACACCAAGUUGCACAGCAGAGUUUCAGCAGCAUACCGACAGCGAAGUCUCUGCUCAGCUCUACCUGCGUCGGCACUCGGGUUGUGGAAAUAAUAUGGCAAAUAAUUUCGCCCGGAUUUUGUCCACCAAAAGAAAUGUGGGCAUUCUGUCAUUAGUUGGAGCUGGAUCACUGGCCGCGGGGCUGCUGCUGAGCAGGGAGCAACAUGUACACGCCGGGUCACAGGUCCGGAGACUAUACCCAGCCAGUGCAGAAUAUCCAGAUCUUAGGAAACACAAUAACUGUAUGGCCAGUCAUCUGACUCCUGCUAUCUAUGCAAAGCUGUGUGACAAAGCCACUCCGAAUGGAUUCACUCUGGAUAAUGCCAUCCAGACUGGUAUCGACAAUCCAGGGCACCCCUUCAUCAAGACAGUGGGCAUGGUGGCCGGGGACGAGGAGACAUAUGAGGUGUUCGCUGAUCUCUUUGAUCCCGUCAUUAAGGAGAGACACAAUGGGUACGACACCAAAAAGAUGACCCAUCCCACUGAUCUGGACUCAAGCAAGGUUAAGUCGGGGAUAUUUGAUGACCGCUAUGUGCUCUCUUCGCGCGUGCGGACGGGCCGUAGCAUCCGUGGGCUCAGCCUGCCGCCGGCGUGCACUCGGGCGGAGCGGCGGGAGGUGGAGCGCGUGGUGGUAGACGCUCUGGCUGGUCUGGGGGGGGAUCUGUCGGGCCGAUACUACGGCCUGGGUCAGAUGACCGACCAGGAGCAGCAGCAGCUGAUUGAUGACCACUUCCUUUUCGAUAAACCGGUGUCUCCACUCCUGACCUGUGCAGGAAUGGCCCGUGAUUGGCCUGAUGCAAGAGGAAUCUGGCACAACAAUGAGAAGACCUUUCUGGUGUGGGUCAACGAGGAGGACCACACACGUGUCAUCUCCAUGGAGAAGGGGGGCAACAUGAAGAGGGUCUUUGAGCGCUUCUGUAGGGGCCUAAAAGAGGUGGAGAGGCUGAUCAUGGAGAAGGGCUGGGAGUUCAUGUGGAACGAGCGACUGGGCUACGUCCUCACCUGUCCAUCUAACCUGGGCACAGGGCUACGUGCUGGUGUCCACAUCAAUCUGCCCCGUCUCAGCAAGGACCCUCGCUUUGCCAAGAUCCUGGAGAACCUGCGUCUUCAGAAGAGAGGCACCGGGGGAGUGGACACCGCAGCUGUGGGCAGCACGUUUGACGUCUCCAACCUGGACCGGCUGGGCCAAUCAGAGGUCCAGCUGGUGCAAACAGUGAUUGACGGCGUGAACUACCUAAUCGAGUGCGAGAAGAAGCUGGAGAAGGGUCAGGACAUCCGCGUCCCUCCUCCUCCCAGCAAGUAGAUGGAGCGCCGGCUCGCCCUCUUCUCCAACCCUCCUCCUCCUCCUCCUCCUGCUCUCACCCUCCCUCCUUCCAGUAGUGGUCAGUCGACUUACCGCAGUUAACACUGCAGUUAUGAUGAAGCACCCCACCCUUCACUGUUCCAAACCCACACCCAACCCCCCACCUCUGGUCUUUCCCCAUAGCAUGCCUUUUGUCUGUUGGAUUUUAUGAGCUUGAUUUUAUUUAACUCACAAUGUACCGGAGAAGUGAAUGUUCUGUACUCCAUGAUUGUGUUACUGUGGCCUCAUUCAUUCAUGUGGUGGACAACCAUACUUGAUCAAGUUUUACUAUAUGAAAUAUUCAAUAAUAAUAAUAAUAAUCUUGGAUGUGAGUGCUUGCUCAGGUGAAAUCAAUAAUCAUAUCCAACAAUAAUAAUAAUGAUCAAUAGUUUUGCUGAAACAAAUGUAGCUAAAUAAAUUAUCUGUAGUAUUUAUCAAA